Messenger RNA from Fusarium venenatum, 1542 nucleotides. RefSeq lists its product as uncharacterized. The record is from RefSeq and is a predicted model, not a curated record. NCBI's taxonomy places the organism in Eukaryota, Fungi, Ascomycota, Sordariomycetes, Hypocreales, Nectriaceae.
AUGAUUUCUUCUCCGACCUUGCCACGCAGAGUGGUCCAGUUCCUCCUGGUUGUGGUUCUGGUCAUUCUCUUCUUUCAGGUCAAGCUGAACUGGCCUCGAGAAAAUAACGACAUUGAAAUCGCCAUAACUGGGCCAGUUCCGGAAGAGCAGUACUUGGAGCGGCUGAAACAAAAGAUUGGUCUAUCGAGUCAGACUUCAUGGACCGCGUGGAGAAUUCGUACUUCAGAGCUGGACUCUGAACGGACAUCGGUCACGGAAAUCGACACAGACUUUCAUUCAAACCAACCUCGAGUUAUCGAUACCAAGGUGCCUGAGAAAAGGAAUCUGGUGGUUCGUCAGGAACUUACUCUUCCUGUUCUUGGAGGACCACGACCCAAGCAGGUUGAUGCGUCAGCCUUUUUGUUCGCUGUUUCAACCAGUUAUGAUCGAGUUGUCAGGGAUGACUAUGCUGUUGCUAAAGAUUGGGCGAGGUGGAUGACGGGUGGAAAUAAGCAGGGCAAUGGAGCGAGUUUCUUGCUUGUUCUCGACCAGGGACACCCUCAACAAGCCAGCAAACUGGCUGAAACUCUUGCGUCUUUUGGAAUUGAUGCUCACGUCACUUACUCUGAGGGUCAGAUGUCUACUGCAAAGAGAUACUUUAACAUGAUUGAGACGGUCAAGAAGCAUAGUGCUACACUUGUCCAGAAGGGACAGGCGAAGAAGUGGUACGGCAUUUUGGAUGAGGAUAUCUUUCUCCCCAAUCUAGCUCAUCUUCAGGAACGCCUUUCUGCGUACAAUACUGAAAAGGAGCUUUACGUCGGCUUACCGAGUGAGAGAGGAGAUUGGGCUAUUGGCGAGGGCUACAUGACUACGUACGGUGGAGGAGCCGUCUUUCUUACACAAUCUGCUGUAUCACGAAUCCCAGAGCUGCCGUGUUUCAACGACGUCCCAUCCGAUCCUACCAACACACAGCUUUGGGAUAACCUUCUCCAGGACUGCAUGGCCAAGCACACCAGGGCCAAGAUGCGCAUCCUUCCAAGCUUUUACUCGCCCAAGGACAACGACCUGUACUCUUCACACUUGGAUAGUUACGAGACAGGAGUUCGGCCAUUGGUGUUGCAUGACUACGAAGAACGACAUCACUUAACACCCAGCCAAGCUCAUCUCGUCACUGACGUCUGCGGCGAAGCUUGUUUUCUCCAACGGUACCGCUUCCGCGACAAUUGGGUUCUCGUCAACGGCUACACGAUAACAGAGUACCCCGACGGUAUUCACCUAUCAGACAUGCCCCUCCCUACCGUUGGAAGUACUCAUCGAUCUCUCAUCGGCCCUGUUAAACUCAAAGAGGACAAGGCUGAUCGAAAGAUGCUUUUCUGGACGGGACGGCGCAACGUGUGGAGGUUGAUGGAUUCUGUCACGACGCCUAACGGUGAUGUGUGGCAGGCAUAUGUCAAGAGAGGUGCUCUGAAUGAACCCGCUUUGAGGAAGAGAUGGGGUGAAGAAGAGGGAGAGACUAAAGACAGUGUGAUUGUUAUGGUCUGGGAGUCAGGAAAUGAUAAAUGA